Gryllus bimaculatus (two-spotted cricket) is the source of this 1056-nucleotide messenger RNA. The record is from the annotation of a GenBank genome assembly. NCBI's taxonomy places the organism in Eukaryota, Metazoa, Arthropoda, Insecta, Orthoptera, Gryllidae.
UGUAGACCUCUAAAAGCAAAGCACAGCCUUGUAAUAAGGCAUUUCAACUCUAUGGUUUCCGACAGCGUUUACUGCGCGGUGGCAGUGGAAAUAUGUUUAUAUUAAGUCGACUUAAUUCGUUGUGGCGCCAUGUUUUGAUAUGUGCAUAGACGUGCGUGAGUGUGUAGUGUAGAAAAAUUGAUGACAGUGUUGGUCCAGAAGACUUCUUCUUUUUGCCACAAGCAGUUGCGAUGAGUCUGUAAGAUGCCGCCACCAGUGAGUGCAGACCAGGCAUCAAGAACAGUUCUCUCAGCGCGCUUCCAGGACUCGAGUAUGUGCGGAAGAUCGGAGCAGGGGCGGCGGGCGCUGGCGCUGGUGGCGGCGGCGGCGGCGCUGGCGGCGCUGGCGCCGGGGCGGGCGGCGGCGGCGGGGGCGGGGGCCGUGGAGAACGCGUUGCCGCCGCCCAACGACAUGCAGCGCCUCUGGGAGGAGCUGGGCAACGUCAAGACCAUGAUGUCCGGCAUCUCAGUGUGUGCGCGUGCGGGGCGAAAUGCGAGGCGUCGAGGCCGUGUGUCGGCAGAUGAGCUGAGCCGCUUCAACACACUGUACCUGGGCAAGCUGGAGCACCGCAUGCUGGCGAUCGCGACGGCGCUCAGCAGCGUGGACAGCAACGUGAAGAACCUGCAGGAGCGCGCGCACGUGUGGGACACGUUCCAGCUGCACGUGGCCGCGUGGAACGAGCAGAUCAAGACGCUCGACAAGAAGGUCGACAUCCUGAGCAGGGGCCACGAGAAGCUGGACGUGAUGGACGGGAAGCUGUCGGCGCUGCAGGCGCUGGACUACAAGGUGGAGCGCGUGGCGGGGCGCGUGGGGGAGGCCGAGGCGCGGCUGGCGGCGCUGGCGCGCUCCCUGGACGCGCACCGCGACGCGCACCGCGACUCCUACGCGCUCUUCGGCGACGUGGCGGCGCGCGGCGUCGUCAGCACGCUGCGCAUCAUCGAGCGCAAGGUGGACCGCCUGCAGAAACUUAUUUGUGCUUGUGACAAAGAAGUUCAAGAGGUGCGAUGUAAAUCUUAA